Culicoides brevitarsis is the source of this 1326-nucleotide messenger RNA. Its product is annotated as E3 ubiquitin-protein ligase MARCHF5-like. Gene Ontology annotation, molecular function: ubiquitin protein ligase activity; zinc ion binding. The record is from RefSeq and is a predicted model, not a curated record. Gene Ontology annotation, cellular component: mitochondrial outer membrane. NCBI's taxonomy places the organism in Eukaryota, Metazoa, Arthropoda, Insecta, Diptera, Ceratopogonidae. Gene Ontology annotation, biological process: regulation of mitochondrial fission; protein polyubiquitination. The transcript is spliced from 3 exons. Bases 205 to 1218 code for a protein of 337 amino acids.
UUGAAUUAGCAAACGGAUCAAAACAAGGUCGAACAACAUCAGAAAUUGCGACUUUUUGGAGCAAUUUUUAUUCAAUAAAACCCAAAAAUUGCUCAUUAAUCUCCUGUUGCGUUAAUUCACGUGCAAUUUGGACCAAAAACCCCACGAACGAACGGUAAUUUCACAACGCAAAAUCACCAUCGGAAACAUUUCUGUGAUCAAAAAAUGGAGCUCCUCGAAGGAAGUUCUUCGGAAUCGACCGUGACAACGGUAAAAGACAGUCGCGUCGUGCAAGAAUCCGAAGAAACGCGAUAUUGCUGGGUUUGCUUCGCCACAGAUGAAGACGGCGAGUUGUCGCCAUGGGUUCAGCCAUGUUCCUGCAAAGGUACCACUCGAUGGGUGCACCAAUCGUGUUUAUCGCGUUGGAUUGACGAAAAGCAAAAGGGAAAUUCAUUCAAAAAGGUCGCUUGUCCCCAAUGUCAGACGGAAUAUAUCAUAGUUUUUCCCUCAAUGGGCACUUUGGCGAACGUUCUCGAGGGAAUUGAUGCUUUGGUGCGUCGCGUUUCGCCAUUUUUGACUGCUGGAUUGAUCGUUGGCUCGCUCUACUGGACUUCCGUGACUUAUGGAGCGAUUACAAUUCUACAAGUCGUCGGAUAUCACGAAGGAUUGAAGAUUAUGGACAAUACCGAUCCAUUGUUGUUGUUGGUAGCAUUACCCGCUAUUCCAGUUUCACUCGUACUUGGUCGCAUGAUUCGCUGGGAAGACGUCGUUUUGCGUUUUAUUCAAGCCAAAGACAAUCGCGCUCGAAAAUUUCCCUUAAUUAGUUUGAUUUUGCCCGUAGCUGAUGACGACGACGUUUACACAAAUGGCGAAAUUCCCCCAUCCACAGAUCCCGUCAGUCAAACGUCAGAUCCGCUCUCCGUACCGCGAGUUUUGUGCGGCGCAUUGCUCCUGCCGAGCAUUUCGUCGAUAAUUGGACACGCUUUCUUCGAUUCCGUGCAAAAUAAUUUGCAUCGAACACUUUUGGGAGGUUUAGCGUUCAUCGCUUUUAAGGGAGCCCUUAAAAUUUACUUCAAGCAGAAGCAGUAUAAGCGGAAAAAGCAACGCAAAAUUCUCGAUUACACCGAAGAAAAUGUGCGUCAAUUCGCGUCGCGACAAGCUCCAUCGAUGGCGGCGACAAAUAACUUGAAUAACGGCGCCCGGAACUUGGCAGACCUCCAAUGGCCCGACAAUUCCUAAGUUUUUAACGCAACAUGUCAGCAGUCACGCAUACAAUUUUACUUUUAAACGAUAUAUUUAUUCAUGAAUUCUGUAUUUUACUGCAAAUGAACUAAAAUUCAGUCAAAA